Messenger RNA from Striga asiatica, 1044 nucleotides. NCBI's taxonomy places the organism in Eukaryota, Viridiplantae, Streptophyta, Magnoliopsida, Lamiales, Orobanchaceae. The record is from the annotation of a GenBank genome assembly.
AUGGCAAAGCGCAACACCAAACCCUACUUUUUCUCUCUGGAUUGGAUUUUGGCCCAUGUUGGCGGGAAUCCUCAACAAGGAUGCUUUCCGGCCCGCUGGCCAUGUCUAAAUAGGCCAGUAGCCCUAGGCUUCAAAGUAGAUCUGAUAAUUAUAGACUAUUCUAUGCCUGGAAUGAAGGACUAUGAGUUGCUGAAAAAGAUUAAGGGUUCAUCUAAUUUUAAAGAAAUACCAGUUGUGAUUAUGUCAUCAGAAAACGUUAUGCCUCGAAUUGAAAGAUGUCUUGAAGAAGGUGAUGAGGACUUCAUAGUGAAGCCCGUGAAAUUAUCCGAAAUAAGACGGCUCAAAAACUACAUGGUUCGCGAAAUCAGCUCAGAUCAAAUUCAAGAGCCCGACAAAAGAAAACCGUAUAAUUCACUUUCGCUCGGCCCAUCUUCACCGUCCAUCUCGCCAAAAUCAUGCUUAUUCAUAGCUAUACCAUUCAAGAGGAAUAUAGAAUCUCCUUCAGCUUGGAAGUCCUCCUGGUUUCUUAACACUUCUGCUCUAGGCCCCAGAGUCGAUACCAAUAUUACAAUCGAGAGGACAAGUGGGUACAUUAUAUUCGUCGUUUAUGAAGAAAAGCGGGUUGUGUACAUUAACAGCCAGCAUGAGGAUAGUCUUUCAGGGCCCUGGAUGCCAUCAUGUGGGAGCUUUGCACGCUUAACAGACUGUGGGAGGGUUGUUUAUAAUGUCGGAAAUGAUAGGCAGAGGCUGGAAAUUCCAAAAGGUUCACUGGGCAAGCUGAUAAUUGCUUUAAAUAUCUUUGGAUAUAACAUCGACAAGAAAGUAUGGGAAAAUCCUAAAUGCUGGAACCCCGAGAGAUCUCUUGAUGAGAAAUACAAAAUGAUGGAUCCGCACAAACCAAUGGCUUUUGGAGUCCGGAAAAGGCUGUGCCCUGGCGCUUUAAUGCCAAUGCUGGAUGACGACUUAACCAAAAUGGAUGUACGAAAAUUCAAGCAUGGACCUGUGUCAAUGGUAUCGUGGUGUGUGUCAUCUCCACCGAAAUAG